This is a messenger RNA of Helicoverpa armigera (cotton bollworm), 4022 nucleotides long. It is a transcript of the gene msi, whose product is annotated as RNA-binding protein Musashi homolog 2. NCBI's taxonomy places the organism in Eukaryota, Metazoa, Arthropoda, Insecta, Lepidoptera, Noctuidae. Bases 88 to 1221 code for a protein of 377 amino acids. The transcript has 4 exons. Gene Ontology annotation, biological process: regulation of translation. Gene Ontology annotation, molecular function: mRNA binding. The record is from RefSeq and is a predicted model, not a curated record. Gene Ontology annotation, cellular component: cytoplasm.
GCGCGGCGCAGCGCCGGCAGUGUACGGCCGGCCGCAACAUCGCGCGGACGGGUGCACGAUGCGUGCACGGUGAAACAAACAAUCGCGAUGCUGUUUGAGAGUCCCAACGCGAAACUGUUCCCGGCGUUCAACAUCCCGCCGCCCGUGAGGCUCAGCGGGGCGCUGGGAGGUGUGGAGGUGCUGGACGGCGGGCUGGUGGGCGGCGAGCUGACGGCUCACGUGCUGAGCGCGCAGGCGGCCGCGCACGCCGCCGCCACGGCCGCCGCGGCCGCGCAUCAGCAGCACCAACAACAGCAGAUAGCUGUGCAGCAAAUCAAUCCCUAUUUUCCAACAGAGACUUCCCCCUCAUCCGGGCGUUCGACCCCGGUAACUACCACUGCUAACGGUACAGCGCCCACAGCGACGGGCACCACUUCACCAUCACCCAGCAAGCUGUUUGUUGGUGGGCUGAGCUGGCAGACCAGCUCGGAGAAGCUUAGAGAAUACUUUGCCAUGUUUGGGCCGGUUACAGACGUACUGAUCAUGAAGGAUCCUGUUACUCAGAGAUCGCGCGGCUUCGGCUUCAUCACGUUCCAGGAGGCGUCGUCCGUGGACAAGGUGCUGGCGGUGCCCGUUCACACGCUGGACGGCAAGCGCAUCGACCCCAAGCACGCCACGCCCAAGUCCGCCCCGAGGCCCGCCAAGACCAAGAAGAUCUUCGUCGGCGGCGUCGGCCAGGACACCUCGGCCGAGGAGGUCAGAUCCUACUUCUCACAGUUCGGCCUCGUCGAGGACGCCGUCAUGCUCAUGGACCAGCAGACCAAGCGCCACCGCGGCUUCGGCUUCGUCACCUUCCACUCGGAGGAGGCGGUCGAGCGCGUGUGCGACAUCCACUUCCACACCAUCAAGAAUAAGAAGGUGGAGUGCAAGCGCGCGCAGCCCAAGGAGGCCGUGGCGGCCGCGCCGCUCGCGCUCGGCAAGCGCCUCGUGCUGCGGCCGGGGCGCGGGCUGGUGUACGCGGGCGGCGUGGGCGGCGUGGGCGGCGUGGGCGCGGCGCACGCGUACCGGUACGCGCCGUACGCGCUGCCCGCCACGGGCGCCGCGGUGCUGGCGCCGCCGCAGCCCGCGCCCGCGCCCGCGCUGCCGCAGUUCGGCGCCGCGUACUCGCUGGCCGGCGUGGACAUGUCGUCGUUCCAGGGCGUCGACUGGGGCGCCAUGUACGGCCUGCCCAUGUACAUCUAGACGGUAACGAGCAAUAUUCACGUGAAAACCCCACCCGCCUACGAAGGUUAGGUUCUUAGCUCGGCUAUUUUAUUUCUUACGAUAGAGUUCCUACGUACUAUUUUUUUUAAUUAAGGUGUUUGUCUUGCCGCGUACUCGCAGUGGCCACAAGAGGGAAUGAUCAGUAUUCGAACGUAGUUAAGUGUUUAUUGGCUCAUUAAACUUAGUGUAAGGCAGUUACAAGCAAUACUUUGCCCGCUACGGGCGUCAAAGAGAACGCAUUUCAUUUUUUUUUUUAUUAAAAAGUUAAUUUAUUAAGGCGAUUCCCAACGGGUACGCUCGAAAAUAGAAAAUGGUCGGUCCCAUGUUUAUUGAGUAUUGUUGGCGAGCCACUUGAUGUUUUAUAUUUAGUUUAUCUAAUGUGAGGGUAUUUUCAGUUUGCAAGUGGCAAGUCACACAAUACGAAUAAAGAUGACAACUUUUUUCAAAGGUUCGCGUCGUUGCGUGUCCCCUUAACUUUUAAAUAUUAAGGCGAAGAUCUCAAAUAAUUUAGUUGCGAUUAAAAAAAAAAACUAAUUUUUUUCUUAUAUUUUGUCUUUGAUAUUUUGUAAUUUAGUGGUAGAAAUAGUGCACGUUUGUUUGGCAAUACAUUAACCUGAUAUUAUUUAUGAUGACUCGACUGUAUUUUUAUGAAUCUCAUUCGCAGCUGUAUUUUAUUUAAUGAUAAACAAUAUAUAGGAGUUAAUAUAUAUACACUCGCGGUAACAAUGACGCUGUGUGACUGCGCUUUUAAUACUAGAAAAUUACUAUUGAUAAAUUAAAUUUUCGUAGAAAUUUAAAAAAAACUUAAGAAAAUUCUAUCUAUUGGAACCAUGUUUUAACAAAAUAAACAAUUAUUUUUUAUCUCUUAACCGCUCAUUUCGCUAGAUAACUCGCGUAUAUAGAAAAAUUCUAAAGAAUAAUUAGGCUAAUGAAUCUCAAAAGUAUUAAAACUAAAUUAAAAGAAAUGGUAAGACAUGUCAGUAUUAACUAAACGGUGCCAUUUCAUUACGAACCUACGUUUGUGCCAAAUUUUGCUCAGUUUUAUCAUUUACUUGAUUAGAUUUCAAAAAUUGACUUUCGUAGAUAAUUUGUUUUUGAGUAAUUUCGUAAAAGGCCUUCCUGAUACACAAUUACGUCAUAUAAAAAGUUGUAGCUGAACGUUGAUCGAUGAGCCAGUUUUACCCUAAUUCGGGAAGUUGUGUGGGCUGGUCCCAAGCGCUCCGUCACACGGCGUCGGCCGCUCUGCUCACGACAUUUACAUAUCUGACGAGCGGAAAGCAAUCUCAUUCUACAAUAGUAUUAUAUAUUGACAUACGUAGUUAUAGUACUUGUGGUGAUGGUGUCUUUUGAGUUUUCUGUAUCUUGUAGCUUGAUAGCUUUGCUGUCUAAAUCUGUCUCUGCAGUGCGUAAACUCUGCUUGUCAAAAUCUCUACUUUUGACAGUUCUGUCUCUCUGUCAAUGUCAAAAUGACGUUUGAUUAAAAGGGGCGUUCAGUUAAAAUAGGUUUCAUAAACGAUGGUAUAAAACAACCUAAAACUUAAGUCUGAUAUCUCUGAUCACGGAAAAUGGUUCUGAUCAUCUUUAAAAUCUGAUAUUCCAGACUCUAAAAGGCACCAAAAUCAGUCAAAGUAAAAUUAGUUAACAUUAACAAUAAUUUAGUUUAGCGUGUAUGAGCGUGUGGACUAACACCCUGUGUACCGUGACAAUAAGCUAAGUAUAUAAGCCGCAGUAGAUUGUCAUGGCCGCGCGGUUUCGCCUCCCUUUCUCCUCUAUAUUUACAUUUUAGAAUACGUCCUUUUAAUUUUGAAGUUUGAGGUGGGCCCACGGUGGGCGCCAACAUUUUGGAGGACACUGUCUUAUUCUUAAUUUUUUAUUUUUAUAUAAUGACUUAUAUGGUAAUGCCGAAAUAACUGAUUUUAUAUGGCUCUAAGAUAAUUAUUAAUAACUUCAGCCUAAAACCACUGUUGAACUAAUUUUGACUGUGGACUCUUAAAUAUGCAUUGAUUAGCAUGAUUGAAAUUGUACUUAAAAAAGUAAACAUUUGUACUUAACUGUAAUUUUAAUAAAUUAAACCUAAGACAGUAUUCUCCAAAUGAAAACCUCGUGAAUCCUUUACGUCCUUUAUUAGAAGUACUUAAUUUAUCUAUGGUAGCAUUAGAUUCAAAAGCAAUACAAUGUGAUUAGUGAGUGUAAAAAGACAAAGAUGGUUGUGUUCGUGCAAUUCCUAGAUUUAAGCGGCAAACUGGACUUAGUCCUAAGACCAGCAGUAUUAAAAAAAAAAAAAUCAAAUUUUGACUUGAAAUUUUGACAGUCAUGCGUUAUCUGUGAGAAGUUCCAUUGAAAAUUCAAAAUUUUACAUCCAAAUACUCGUAGUCGUAGUUUCGAUUAUUUAAAAACUAUCGAAAAUAAUUUUGGUUACCUAACCUACUAUUUAAAAACCUAUUUAUUGGAAACAAAGUUAAUGUGAUCUUGUACUUAACUGCAUUAUUCAUCUUGAAAGACAGCUUCCAAAAAAAUACAAGUUCAACAAAUUGGACAGUUAUUAUUCAGUAUAAAAGUCCCUCAUUUAUAGGAAAAACUAUAUCGCCAAAUGGAAAUAUUCCGCGUAACGUCUAUUACUAAAGUACUUAAUCCCUAUAUUUAUAUUAGCGUAUACUUUAGGCGUAGGCGAGGCCGCGCGGCAAGCGUAGUGCAGUAUGCAUGGUAGCUUGGUCGGCUACAUUCCCUGCCAGCCGACGCACUUGUACCCGAAGCGUGUGGAAAGUUCCAGAAAAAUAAAA